CCAUUUUUUCUCCCUCUUUCUCUCACACUCUCGUUGUAACAGAAAAAGCCCCAUCGCCGCCGCCAUGGCCGCGAUCGCACGACUGAGAGUGGCUGCGACGCCGCUUAAAGCUAUCAGAUUCCUGUCGAAUCGUGCUUUCGGAUCUGCGGCUGCGGUGCAGUACCACUACGACGAGGAGGAAGAAGAAGAGCACUACGAGCAGUGUAUGCCACGUGGCAUGCUGGACACGGAGGGUUCAUCGCCGGAGCGUGGAGUGCAGUGGGUGAUGAUAGGUGAGCCAGGAGCCAGGAGGCACCUCUUCGCCGAGAGGCUCUCGAAGCUUCUAGAAGUUCCUCACAUUUCCAUGGCCACUCUCCUUCGUCAGGAGCUCAGCCCUCGCUCCUCUCUCUACCAGCAGAUAGCGAAUGCCUUGGAUCAUGGAAAGCUUGUCCCUGAGGAAAUCAUUUUUGGGCUGCUAACAAAGAGACUGGAGGAUGGGUACUCAAGAGGUGAAACUGGGUUCAUUCUGGAUGGAAUCCCUCGAACAAGGAUUCAAGCUGAGAUUCUUGAUCACAUUGUUCCUGUUGAUCUGGUGGUGAAUUUCAAGUGUUCGGAAGAGGAUUUAGUGAAAAAGAAUCUAGGAACUCGAAAAUUUACUUCUUGCCAGGAAUAUAUUUUUAUGAAUAGCUCCUGGACCCCAACCAAGCAAUUGCAGGAUGAUCAUGUCCGCAAUCAUGCAGAGGAGUGCAAGCUGUUGGAAGAUUACUACAGGAAGCAGAAGAAACUUCUUAAUUUUGAAGUAGCAGGUGCACCUGGAGAAACCUGGCAGGGACUUCUGGCUGCACUACAUCUCCAGCAUAUUAAUGCUCUUAGUUCUUCACAGAAGUUGACUGCCUGAAGGGUCAUCAAUCUUCUCUGGCACCAAUCCCUUGUCGGCAUUCUAGUAUAUGUGAAUAUGAGAGCCAGAAUUUAUUGGAAAUUUUGGUCUGAGUGUCCAAAUUAUUGUUGAUUUUGUUUUGGAAAAUUUUGAGAAUGAUAGUUUGUUCUGUAGUGCUACUGUCCAAGUUAUAAGAUAGAAAGCGGAAACAGUAUGUAAUGUAUGACUACUAAUCCUACAUGUGAGCGCGUGUUUUCUUCUUUUUUGA
This is a messenger RNA of Gastrolobium bilobum, 1124 nucleotides long. Its product is annotated as probable adenylate kinase 7, mitochondrial. Gene Ontology annotation, molecular function: AMP kinase activity; ATP binding. Lineage: Eukaryota; Viridiplantae; Streptophyta; Magnoliopsida; Fabales; Fabaceae. Bases 65 to 877 code for a protein of 270 amino acids. Gene Ontology annotation, biological process: nucleobase-containing compound metabolic process. The transcript has 4 exons. The record is from RefSeq and is a predicted model, not a curated record. Gene Ontology annotation, cellular component: cytoplasm; mitochondrion.